Aspergillus viridinutans is the source of this 1275-nucleotide messenger RNA. RefSeq lists its product as uncharacterized. The coding region runs from base 1 to 1275 and encodes 424 amino acids. The transcript has 3 exons. Lineage: Eukaryota; Fungi; Ascomycota; Eurotiomycetes; Eurotiales; Aspergillaceae. The record is from RefSeq and is a predicted model, not a curated record.
AUGAUGCAAAGCUCACACUUUUGGACCUCAAAAAUCAAGUCGGAGGAGUGUGAUUUCGCGUUUGAGGUGCGCGAACUGGAACCCAGCAAGUUCGUUAACUCAAGAUGGCUGUAUCGCUUUAUAAGCAUUCAGCGUACUGGUUCAUUACAAAAUAGAGCCAGGAUCUGGGAACUGGGACGGUGUCUGAAAGAAAUCCUGGACUUGUCUGAACCUGACGCAACAACUAUUGUUAACAACCCCAGGGACCCUGUGGGCCUGGAUUGGGUGAAGCUCCCUUGGCCUAUCAAGGCUACUGAUACCGACGACCUUGAAGAGUACAUUGAGGGCUGCCAAAUCUUGUACACACAGCGUGUCUUUCUCUCUAGUCAUUUGCGUCAAAUCACUGCCUCAUGCAUUGACAUUGAGGGCACAGACUACAUCACAGGUCUUAAACUUUCCUUCGACAAUGGGACCAGCACCCAACUCGGUUACAGAUCUCGGGAUAAUUCUUCAGCCGAUAUAGUAGACUUUGGGGGAUUCGUUGUCGCAGCGGGCACGAGUGGAAUUCAUGGGUUGCAGAUAAUCGACGAAGGAUUCGAGGUCACAAAAUGGUUCGGUUCGAACAAGAGAUGUCCUCAAACACGUAUGUUGAAGUUGGAAGGGGAGAUUGUCGGAAUGACUGCUUCUUUUGACGGUUUCAAACUCGUCUCUCUGGCGCUGGGGCGGCCAAUCCGGCGAAAAGGUAAAUUGAAGCCAUCUCUCUUUAAUACUGCCUUAUGGUAUCCAGGUCUCCCACCAGACAAUCUACGCAUGAAAGAAGGGGCCUGGAUGGGCCAAUCGCCGGCGAAAUCUCGUCACAAUCUCCUGUUCUGGGUCUGGUUCGGUGGUCCAGGAGGGUCGUACCUUCAGUACUUGACAGGGAUAUCCAUCACGAGAUUCAAAGGCGGAUUUGGGGGGAUCGAAUUCCAUUUCUCAACCGACAGCGUCCCCAUCACGUCCAGGAAACUCGGUUUUUGUGAUGACAAGCGGGGGCCGGAUUUCGCCAUCGAUGGUGCAGGAGGAGAGCGCAUCACGUCCGUCUAUGGGAGGUUAGCGCAGAUGCCUUAUCUACCCGCUCUGACGAUAUGCACAAACCGCGGUCGAAAGUUCGCUGCCAUACGCCAGAGUUUCGACGUUGCGAAAUUGAAACAGCUCUUCCCGGUUGAACCCAACUCCAUUCUGACGGGAUUUUAUACUGGCUAUCGAGAGCAUGAUUCUCCACUGCGCAGCUUUGGUUGCUUGUGGGAACGAAGCUAA